Vicugna pacos (alpaca) is the source of this 7205-nucleotide messenger RNA. It is a transcript of the gene PLA2G2F, whose product is annotated as phospholipase A2 group IIF. The record is from RefSeq and is a predicted model, not a curated record. Lineage: Eukaryota; Metazoa; Chordata; Mammalia; Artiodactyla; Camelidae. Gene Ontology annotation, molecular function: calcium ion binding; phospholipid binding. Gene Ontology annotation, biological process: arachidonate secretion; lipid catabolic process; phospholipid metabolic process.
CCUGCGCAGCAACGAGAAGCUGGGGCGUGCUCCCCAGCGCCUUCGGAGCGGAUCGAGGACCUUGCAAGCCCUAUGUCUCUGGCCCCCCAGAAACCAGAACAUGGCAGAUGGGGCUCAGGCCAACCCCAAAGGGUUCAGGAAGAAGGUGCUGGUUAGACACCCCUCAGGGUGGAGGGGCCCAAGCCUCGGGGCCGCUUCUCCUUCGAGAACCUCCAGAUCUCGCCUGGGGCUGAAGUUCAUCACCAUCGUCCUCCUGGCCAGCAGCGUUCUGCCUGAGACCCACAGCAGCCUAUUAAACCUCAAGUCCAUGGUGGAAGCCAUCACCGGGAGGAACGCCAUCCUGUCCUUCGUGGGCUAUGGCUGCUACUGCGGGCUGGGGGGGCACGGCCUGCCCGUGGACGAGGUGGACUGGUGCUGCCAUGCCCACGACUGCUGCUACCAGAAGCUCUUUGAUCUGGGCUGCCACACCUACGUGGACCACUAUGACUACACCAUCGAGAACAACACCGACAUUAUCUGCAGCAAGUUCAACCAGACGGAGUGUGACAUGCAGACGUGCGAGUGUGACAAGAGUGUGGUUCUGUGCCUCCAGAAGCAGAAGUACAACGAACAGCAUCGCAACUACCUCAACAUCUACUGCCAGGGCCCCACGCCCAACUGCAGCGUCUACGAGCCGCCCCCCGAGGACGGCUUCCCGGCACCCCCCACACCUCCCUAGUGCCCCCGGGGCCUGACAGAGAAAAGGGUGCAGGCUGUUCUGGCUCCGGGGACCAGAGGGAUGGAGCAGGUGGAGGCGGGGGCAGGUCGGGAGCCCCAGGCUGCCCCGCUGCCUCCACCUUGGAGCCCUCCAGUGAGAUUGGCUCUCAGAGGACUCAGAAAGGCCUGGCCCCUGACCGUGGCCACCAGGGUCCCUCAGCCCAGCACCGGGGGUGGCUUCAUCCUGGACACGGCAGGGAGCAUGUGGCCUGUUGGGGCCUUUCCAGAAUUUGGAAGUCAAGGCCUGAGAGGGACUGGGGGCCUCUGAGCUUGACUUCCACAGCCAGGCCAUCAGGGCUGGGUCCCCAGUCUUAGAGACCCAGACCCAGGGCAGCCGACACUGGCCCAGAGCUUGGGACAUCCUAGGAUCCAGGUUCCCAGGCAGGCAGAGUGCUGCUCAUAAGGCCUGGGUACUGGGGUCCCCUUGGCUGCUCCCACAGGAUGACUUAGAGUGACCCCUGCUUUGAGGGCCUCGAAGCUCUCGAGAGCCCCAUUAAAGAGCAGGUGGCCCCAUCCUGGCCUUCCCAAGGCAGUGCGGAAGUCCCGGCCUACACACACAGGACAGCCUUGGUGCUUAGUAUCCCAGCCUUGAAGCCUGGCCUCAGUUCCCCAGAGUGCCUCAGAGCAGGCUCCCAGGCACUGGCAGAACCCACGUGCACUCCCCUAGGUACAUGGGGACGGAAAUGGAGGCCCGCCCAAAUACGACCCCAUCACUCGGGUCCUCCUGCCUCCCCCGCCCACCCACUAAUGUCAGAGGCACAGCCUGGCCACGGCCUGCCCUGCAACGUGGAGCUGCUCUGAGGAGAGCCCUGACUGCUUGCUCCCUGAGUCCCUGACAAACUUGGGAGGGGAGCAAGGCCCGGGCCCCUAAGACCCCCUGGGCGGCAGCCAGGCAAGGGGAUGGAAGGUCCAGAACCCUCCCUCCCUGGGCAGCUGGCGACAGGAGCCCUCUCGAUGGGGAGGAGACCGAGGACUGAGACCUGCUUCGGUGAAGACUGAAACAAAGGCAGGAGGGCCCAGGUCCAGGCGGGAGGCCCAUGGGGAAGAUUCCAGAAGGCAGGAGGAAGGGGGCAGGAUGUGAAGAGGGAUGGGAGGGGAGAAAGUGGGAGAUUGGUGAGACAGCUGAGGACUAGACAUCCAGGCCAGAGUAGUCUCAGCAGGAGAAGCGGGUAGAGAGCCUUGGGGUACAGGGGUCCCUUGGGGUGCAGGGUCCCCUUGGGGCCCGGGUUCCCAUUGGGACCUGUGGGAUUGCGGGCAGGAGAGGAGAAGGAUCAGGCCUCGAUGGGCCAGCUUUCCUGACUCUGCCCCAGCACUGUUGUUUCCCCAGGUACGCCCUCCCCUAUCAUUCCUCGUCUCACCUCUUGACCUCAGGGUCAGCGGCCUCCAAGCCACCGGCGUGUCCUGCCUCACCCCGCCUUCUGCCUUCAUCUGGUGUCAACCCCAAGGACCCACUGACAGCGCUGCAACCCACCUGGACACCGAGAACAUCCGCCAGGAAGCUCGGCCUGCCCUGGGCCCCUGAGGACCACCGGCUGAGAGGAAGGGACAGUCAAGAAGAGUGGGGGCCAGCAGGGGUGCGGGGGUGGAGAAAACAGCUAUGAAAAAGACGGCAGGGCUGGACGGAGCUCCGCCAAACCGCAGCGUCUAGAACAUCAGCCUUGGGGACUGAGGGUGAGGCCGCUGGCUAGGUCACCUGUCGCUGUGUGUGGGAGGGGGCCUUUCCGCUGCUCAUCUCCUGCUGUCCUACUGGCUAUGGUGUGUGACGGCUGUGGUCCCCUGUGUGUCCUGACCCGACGUGCCCAGUCACUGAGACCCUCUCAAGAACCCAGCUAACAAACCACCUUCUCCUCACUGUCCUGGGCGGACCCCCUUCUCUGAGCUAAAGGCCUUUCCAAGCAAGCGAGGAUUCAGGACGGUGCACCCGGAGUCCCCCUGGCGGUGGGGACUGCAGAGGCCUCGGCCCCUUACCUGUGGGAGCCCAGGGCUCUGGCUGUGCCCCUCCACACGCGCACACAUACCCUCUCCUGAAAGUCUGGGUGUUGGGAUGAGAUUCUUCUGCUAAGGGGUUCUGCCUGCCCCCCACCUCACCCCAGACUCUCCUGGAUGCGGCGACCUGCAGAGAUUUCCCCCUCCUCAAACUAAUAAAUCCUUCUGCCUCCGCUGCCCCCUGUGGGUCCUCCUUGGCACGGCACCCACCGGCCAGGCAUCAGGGGAGGGCACAGUGACUCCCGCCUGGCUCUCCAGCUCUGGGGAUGUGACUUCCCCGACACCCAGCAGCUGUCCCCUUCCUCUUCCCCUCCUGUGCGAAGCGGCCCUCCGUCAGGGUUGGAAAGUGGGGCUGGGGUCCAGCAGUAGGACGAUGAUAACAACUGGGCUGAGUGCUUGUCAGGCAUCGUUCUCCACAGUACUCGCCCUCCACCCCAUCCUUUUCUGUGGAACAACUGAGGCCCAGAGAGGGAAAGGAACUUGCCCAAAGUCACACAGGUCAUUAGUGGUGGGGCUAGGAUCUGAAUCCUCAGCAUCUGACUUUUAAUGUCAUCUCCUCACAGCUUCUUAAUGGUGACUCGGGCAGCUAGGGCCAGUGAGACAAGCACCUGACAGUCCAGCAAGGUGCCAGGUCCUGGGUCCUGGCCUUGGCCGCUUUUCUGACUCAGGGCCCUUCCCUGGGAUGGGCAUCAGUUUCCCAAUGUGCAGAACAACCAGAGCAGCUGUUUCAGAUGCUCCCCAAAGCUGUGGGUUUGCCUGGAGACAUUCAAGGGUGAUGUCCAUGGAAGGGGAGGCCGAGCAGAUGGGGGUCUGUGCCCCCAACUCAUUCUCCCGUGAGCAGUCCUGCUUUUCCUGUGUUACAUAUUGAGACUUGACGUGAGCUACUUAAGGAAAAAAAGAGACUAUUCAGCUAAAAGUUUAAAAACCUCUGGACACGAUUGUUCAUUGGUUCAUUCAUUCAAUGGACGUAUCGCCAUGGUCUCCUAUGGACCAGACAUGAUGCUGGGUUCGGGCGGCACACCACAAUCAGACACAGCCUCUGCCCGCAGGAAGCCCACAGCCUAGGAGGGGGAGGCAGACGUGUGGGCCGUUAACCUUGACACAUGGUGCCAAGUGAUGUCGGCGGGGCACAGAGGAUGGAGCCGCCAGUGUGUCCGUGGCGAUCCUGGAAGAGUCUCCAAGGGAACGGGGUGGAGCUGGGAUGGCGUAUUUGCUGCCUCUGGAGGUGGUGAGGAGAAAUGGGGGUCACAGUUUUGGGGGAAAGGUCUCUGUUUCUGCAGUCUGUGUGGCCUCUCCCUCCUCAAGACUCCUUGCAAGUUGGUGGGGUCUUCAUGCUAAAGCUUGAAGGGGGGAUUAUGCUUGUUUUGUGCUGCUCUGGGGGCUGCCACUGACAAAGGCUCUCCCCUUGACCGAAAUUUACUGAGGUUCCUAGGAGACCUUCUCUCAACUCGGCCUUUGGGUUUCCACUGCCCAGUUUUAGUAAGAAUCCUGCUACGUCAGUUUGGUGAGAAUCCCCACCCGCCCUCGAAAUCUGAUCAAAUGCCUCAUCCUCCACUUUUCCCCAGGUGACAUCCGAUCCCAUUGACCUGCCUUCUGCAAGAAACCUGUUAGGCCAGUUUAGCAAGAAUCCCCUAUCCUUUCAGCAAUUUUUAAUCCACCACCCCUUCACUGGCUAUAAAUCCCUACUUAAGAGAAGUGAGCAUUUGAAAUUGUAUUUGGAAUUAAGCCCAAUUCCGUACUGGCCCCGAUUGCAAUAAUUCUUGAAUAAAAUCUGUUUUUGCCACUUAAACUACUGUCCAGCUCUGGUUUUCUAGGGGUCGUGGCUCAGAUGAAAUCAGACGCACCACUGGACCCCCAGACCUCUGCCAAAUAAAAAUUGUCUCUUGUCAUGUGGUUCCGCCAGGAUGAAGUCACGAGCCACCUUCGGCGCCCCCUGAAGGGAGUUCAGGGCUGAGGUCAGGACUGUGGUGCUCUGUGCUCUGGGAAAAACUGGCAGAACAGGCCUUCAGAUGGUUAGAUGUUUUCAGGAGAAGAUUUUAUGAGCCCAAUUUCUUGCCUCUUCUCAUAUCUAGACAAGCACUAAAAUCAUUCACAGAGACGUCUGCUCACCAUGACGAGCAGUAACCUUCUGCCAGAAUGUCAGCCUGACUGCAAGGCUCCCCCUUCCCAAAAUCACACCCUUUGCUAACCUUCCCUCAUCCCUCUUCCCUCUUCGGAGCAUCUCCUCAGAGCUAUCUGAGACGCUGUCUCCUGGGCUAGAGUCCUUAUUUUGCCCCCAAAUAAAACUUAACACAGCUCUCAUGUUGUGUGUUUUUUUUCCCAGUCGACACCUUUCACCCAAGACCCUAAGUGGGCACCUUUGUAUUCACUCCUGAUGGGCUGAUCAGGGAUCUAGUGUGAGCCCAACUCCGGAGCCCAUGCUCUGGAUGACUGUCUGCUGAGGCUGAUUCUCAGGAUUCUGAGUUUACUGUCUCUGAAGCUUGAUUGGAGUUCCAGACUGCUUUGUCUGAAAGGCACCCACUGGGCUGGGACUCUCUUUCUGGUUCUUUCUUUUGAGCCAGGAUUCACUCUCUGACUCCUCAGGCUGGAGAAUUUUUCGUGGCUCUUUGUGAGGCUUUUCUGUUUUCUCUGUUUGAUCCUGCUUCUCCCAUGAGAAUUCCUCAGUCGACUGAAGCCCUCCUUUUGAAACUCUGCGGAAUUUAGAAUUUCACUGGCUUCUUUGGGAAACUUGAGGUAUCCCCAGACUGGCUCCUCCAAGACUUCCUCCUUCCCAGCUCCCCCUCUCACACCUUCCAUCUUCCCUUCAGUUCCUUUGAGACCCCCUUCAUCCCUACCCUCUCCAACCCUCCGUCUACCUGCCAGACCUUCCCAUCACAUUCCAGACCCUCAGUCCCUUAAAUAUUUGGCUCCCUUGCCUCUCAAUCGGGGGCUUUCAAGGGACUCAGGGACCUCUAUAAGCAACUGGGGCUGAAAAGGAAGCAGGCAGGAUAUAUUGUCCACUCACACGGGCUUUGGAGACAUCCAGGCAGCUGCUUUGAUGUCCCUCAUCUCUCACUUAAAAUGUAAUCCACAGCCUCCUUAAGAUUACAUAUCAGGGCAAAUGAAAACCUUAAAGGCCUCCUCCACAAUUAUUGGCACAAAGCUUUAGCCCUCAUACUGAAUAAGUAAUCUCAGCUCGCCGUAUCUGCCAGAAACACAAUUCAGACAAAAAUACAAAGUGAAGCAAAGAGGAGAUCCAACUAUUGUAUACAAACCAGUGGUUUGUAUCAUGGUUUUAUUGAUUCAUGGCUAAAAUUUUGGAAUGAAACCUGUGAGGACUCUGCUGUCGGUAUGUGUGUGCAUGUGUGUACGUAUUUAUGUAUAUAUGUAACGUAUAUGUGAUAUUUUUCUACUCAAGAUGGUAUUGCCAAAUUAAUCUCUUAAAGGAGUCCUAUUCAAAAAUGGCUUAGAGAUAAACACUUAACUAUUUCUAAAACACCCUGAAAUAUAGAUAUUAACCAAGAUAAUUUAAAAGUUCAUAGGAUUUGAGCAAAUCUUUGAUAAAUAAGACCAGUUUCAUAUUAUUGAUUUAAUAAAAACAGCUGUGUCUUCGAGUCAUCAACAUUAAAGUGUAACAUAAGCAUACGUUUUAUUCUACUUGGGGUUAGUAGUUCAACAGGGUAAUGUCUUAUCCACUAAACGUUUACAACAACAAAAAUGAUCAAUUCAGCCUAAAAACAAAUGCACAAGUAAAAACGCAGUAAAAAUGAAUUGCUUGAUAUCCAUGACUUCAUCUUGAUUAAGCAUAGCAGUAAAACAGAGAACCUGUGUCUUUAACUUUGUUAGAUUUUUGCUGUUACGGAACUUGCCUAACGUGCAUGGGCUGUAAAAAUAGAUAAGAGGGAAAUAACUUGGGGUGAUGGCUAGCUUUGCUUAAUGUUAUAAUGUGUCUGCCUAAAAACACUUUCUAAAUCUUUCUAGUAACUUGCCACCUUAGAGUUAUGCUAAAUUAAGUAAUAGAUAUUCACUAAGUGUCUAGAUCAUUCCUAAGAUAAACUACUAAAACAUGAAUUACUAAGCACAAGUUUAAGCUCAUAUACUUUUGGUUCUUAUUUUUAUACGGUAUAGAGACAUAUAUUUGGAUCUGUUAAAUAAACAUGAGAAGUUGCCCUUGAGGAAGCAGACUGUUUCAGGAAUUAUAAGAUGGGCAUAUUCGCAAAAUUUGCUUAUUUAUUGUAGAAUGUUGAUAUUGUUGAUAAUUGUCUAUUUCCUCAUUUUCACUGGCAAUUAAGGUUACUAAGGGUUAAGGAUUCUAAUCAGUAUAUGUAAAUGAAGCUACUACAAAUAAUAAAGGCGAAGAAAAAACUAUGCAAAAUAUGCAAAAUGGAGGAUAUGUUUUUAAGGAAAAAGGAUUGUGAUUUUUGUCUUAAAGUAGUUGUUUAGAGGUUGUUUAAAAGUUGUUCCAGAAUGAGAAAGAGAAAAAU